Prorocentrum cordatum is the source of this 3084-nucleotide messenger RNA. The record is from the annotation of a GenBank genome assembly. Lineage: Eukaryota; Dinophyceae; Prorocentrales; Prorocentraceae.
GACGUCGACGGGCUCGUGGCGUUCGGCGAGGAGCUCCAGGUGGGUGUCGCCGGCGGGGUGCAGCUGGCCUGGCGUUCAGGGCGCCGGGGCGGCUUCGCGCUCCCCGCUGGUGGCGCUGCUUUCGGGAUCCUGCUGCAGCAGAGCGAGGUGGCGUACUUCAGGCAGGAGUUCCGGGGUAACGACGCGCGGGCGCUGGAGGUGCCCGCCGCGUCUGCGGCAUCAAGCGGGCCGGCGCGUCACUGGCGCGAGGUGGUCCAGCUGUGCCACCAGGAGCAGAUGGCCGACUUCGCGGUGCCAGGGCCGCGGACUGCCGCUUGGUGUGCAAAGUACCAGGUGAAGGAAGGUGGCCCGUCCCUCCAUCAUGAUAUGUGGAAAAGCCGCAGGAAGCUCGCCUCGAUGGACUUCGGCGUCGACAUGCACGACGCGCUCUCGCGCAUGAUUGAGGCCAUGGGAGUGUCGGACCACCUUGACGUCUUCAACUUGGCGAGCGCGGAGAUCGGAUAUCGCAAGCUCCAGUUGAUCGAGCAUUACUGGGGCGACCGCAGUGCAGAGCAGCAGCAGAACAACAGCAAUAUCCCCUUGGAGGAGAGCCAGGCCUUCAUGGGCGGGGGCGAGCUUCUCACCGAGCUCGUCGUCGCGCUCAAUCAGCUGGAUGCCAGCUCGGACCUCGUUCGCAGGCAGUGCGAGGGCGAGCCCAGCAGGAUGCAGCAGCUAUGCCUGGAGCGCCUCGCCGAAAGCUGCGCGGCGAUGGGCGCUCCGCCUUCUGAUUUGUCGUCCGAGGUGGCCCUCCGGGAGCUCCAGGUCGGCGCCGCCAACGGGGACUGCGACCCCGUCUCGGCGGCCCCCUUCGCGCACGACCUCGUCUCCUUGCCGGCUGUCGGUGGCGCCCCGGUGCCGCUGGACCAGCUGCUCGGGAAAGACGGUCCAGAUAUCGUGCGGAGGCUCGACGGCGACGACUUCGAAGAGGUCGGGCUUUUCACAGUUUGGAAGAAAGACGGUCGCCAACGUCUGGUGAUCGAUUGCAUGGGGUCAAAUUUGCAUCUUGCAGAACCUAACAAGACCAGCCUCGCUAGCGGGGCCAGCUUCAGUCGCAUGGAGCUUCAAGAGGGUGAGCAGUUGUGGACGGGGGGCGUGGACAUAGCCGACGCGUUCUACAAUGUGGGUUUGCCUGGUGAACUUCGACGUUACUUUGCUCUUCCUCGAUUGCGUGCCGCUGACCUUGGCCUCAAGGUCGUCGAGGGCCAGUCCGUGUCGAGCCGAGCCUGGGUCCGCCCGUGCUUGGCGGUCUUGCCAAUGGGCUGGUCGCACGCUCUCGACUUCUGCCAGCGGGUGCACCGCUCGAUCGCGCUGGUAAAAGGGGCCCCCCCUGGGGCAGCUGAGAUCGUUGACGGACGUCCGCCGGCGGAUGUGAGGGAGGGAGCUUUCGCGGCCUACGUCGACAGUUUCGUCGCCUUCGGCACGGGGCCCGAGAGGCCUGGUGAGAUGUUGGACGCAGCUCGAAAAGCCCUUGAAGGUGUGGGCCUGCCGGUGCACCCGACCGAGGCGCCUGUCACCGUUUCGGAGCAGCUGGGCUGGGUCUUCGACGGAGAGCGCGGGGCCUUGCGCCCCAAGAGUCGGCGUGUUUGGAGAUUGAGGUUGGUGAUUCUGGAACUCUUGAAGAAGGGGUGCGCCACGGGUCGCCAGAUCGGAAAGGUUGCUGGACAUUAUGCUUUCAUUGCUCUCGUUCAGAGGCCCAUGCUCUCCGUCUUCAGCGCCGUAUACAGUUUCUCCCGGAAGUACUUCUCCCGAGUCAUGAAAAUCCCGCCUUCGGUUCGACGUGAACUUCAGUGGGCUGCCGCACUCCUCCCUCUGGCCUGGUCUGACCUGCGUGCGCCCUGGGGCUCCAUGGUGCACGCGGGCGACGCGAGCGAGGAGGGGAGGGGGGUCUGCCAGAAGGAGGCCGACGUCGAGCUCGUCAGGGAGCCGGAGAUCGUCGACGACUUCGAGGGGGUAGGCGUGCAGGCCUCCGUCCGCUGGAUCCCGUCGGAGCGCAACGUUGCGGAUGCUCCGUCGCGCCGCCGCACCCCCCUCGGCGCGUGGCUGGGCGGGGGCGCGGCCGGUGCUGAGCCGGACCUCGACCGCUGGGACGUGCGGGACGGCUGGCCGUCCGUGGCGCCGCCAGCGGCCCCCUCCGGGGCGCCCGGCGCCCCCCGGCGGCUGCGGGGCAAGCGGGCGGCCGACGGGAGCGAUCCUGUUCAGUCGGCGGUGCGCCGGCCUCGCCGCGUCGGGGCGGCUGCAGCCGCUGCGCGGCGGCAGGGGCGCGCGGCGCCGGCGCGGAGAGCUGCUCGCGCGGCUCGCCGGCGGGCGCGGGCUGCGCCUCUGAUCACAGGGUGGACCUUUCUGCAGAGCGCCUCGGCGACGCCGAAGACGGUCGCGCAGUGCGACACGCUGUGGCAGGACAUCCUUCGGGCGUGGGCAGCGACUGCGUGCGUGACCGGCGCCGCCCGAGUGCCCAGCGACGACGACAUGGACGGCCUGCUUGCCAGCUGGAUGGACCGCGAGCACCUGGCCGGCGAGCUGUCGCAGCGCGGGACCAAGGCGAUGGCGGCGGUGAAGUUCUUCCGGCCGCAGUUCAGCCGCGCGGGCAGCCUCGCGCUGCCGCGGGCAGCACAGGCCUUGAAGGGGUGGAAGAAGCGCCUCGCCCCUGGGCGGGCGCGGCUCCCGCUCCCCUGGGAGGUGGUGUCGCUGAUCGCGCUCGAGCUGGUCGCCGCGGGCUUCUGGGCGAUGGCUGCGUGGGUCGUCAUCACGUUCCACUGCUACCUGCGGCCCAGCGAGCUGGGGCGGGUCACGCCAGAGAUGAUCUUCGCGCCCACCCCGGGCACGCACAUCUCGAGCUGGUUCAUCGUUCUGCGCCCGUCCGAGGAGGAGGUGAGCAGCAAGACGAGGGAGUUCGACGAGACCGUGGUGUUCGACCUCGCGGAGUUCAGCUUCCUCCACAGCGUGCUCGCGUUCCUCAAGAGGAGCGCGCCGCCAAGGCAGCCUGUCUUCGGCUUCCUGCACGCGGACCUCGUCCGCAACUUCAGGGCCGCGGCCGUGCGCGCCGAG